Messenger RNA from Aspergillus aculeatinus CBS 121060, 918 nucleotides. RefSeq lists its product as uncharacterized. The annotation marks the transcript as partial. The transcript has 2 exons. The record is from RefSeq and is a predicted model, not a curated record. Gene Ontology annotation, biological process: regulation of transcription by RNA polymerase II. NCBI's taxonomy places the organism in Eukaryota, Fungi, Ascomycota, Eurotiomycetes, Eurotiales, Aspergillaceae. Gene Ontology annotation, molecular function: DNA-binding transcription factor activity, RNA polymerase II-specific.
AUGGGCCACGCACAGCUGCCCCCCGUCCUAGCCAUGUGGCAGCUAGCCGUCCCCGAGAUGGCCUUCGAGUACCCGCCGCUGCUGCACACCAUCCUCGCCGUCGCGUCCACCCACCGCGCCGCUUUACUUCCCGACGCCGCCGAUGUUGCCACGAGGCGCGUCCGCGCCGCGCACCACCUCCACAUCGACCGGGCUCUAAAGCACCACCGGGCGGAGACGGCCCGAGUCAAUCGUCCGGGCACAGUCGUUUCCGAAGCGUUGUGCAUGAACACGAUCCUGAUCUGCCUGUACGCGCUGACGCUCCGAGGCUGCGCAAGUGGAACUACUAGUCCAUGCCCCACCUACGAGCCCCCGCUGUUAUGGCUGCACAUGUCCCGGGGCAUCCGGUUGAUGAUCGGCCGGGCGUACCACGGUCUCGUCGGGGCCAAGGCGCGGAUCGCGCCGUUGUUGAUGGCCAAGCCCUUGGUGCACGGGGGCGCCGCUACGGCUGCCAUCACCUCGCGAGGGAUAUCUAAUGCCAACAGCAGCAGCGGCGAAAUUCGACCCCUCCAAUUUCUCCUGGACUGCAACCCUGACGACGAAGGCGAAACGCCGCAGAUCCGCGCCGUCUACGACGAAUGCGUCAAGUACCUCGAGGGGAUGUACGUCGCGGUUGUGGACCGCGGGGAGGCGGGCUUCGAUCUGCGGAAGCGCUUCUCCUCGUUUGGGCCGAUGACCCCCGCCCCGUUUGUUGGGCUCGUGGCGGACCGCAGGCCCCGCGCGUUGGUUAUUCUUGCGUAUCUUUUUGCGUUGGCCAAGGGGGCGGAGGAGGUGUGGUGGUUGAAGGGGAUUCCGGAGCGGGAGGUUAGGGGGAUAUAUGGUGUUUUGCCGGGGAGGUGGAAGAGGGCGAUGCGGUGGGCGGUGGAGUACGCUACUGGG